AUGAGUUCUCGGUCUUCUUCUAAUUCAACACCUAGACUUACAAGAAAACUUUAUCCAGGUUCGUCAAGUCCAUCUACGACGCAACGUUAUUCAUUUAGAAGAAGUUCCACACCAGCUAUAUCUGAUCAAAACAGUAAAAUUCAAAAAAUAAAAACAAAAAAGAAGAAUUCAACAUCAUCUUCUAUUACAAGAAUCAGAAAAUUAUUCAACACAGCUACAAUUGAUGAUAAAUCUUCAGAUGAACAAAUGGACGACAAUAGUCAAUUAAUAGCAACAAAUAAUUGUGAUGAAGAAAUAAAUGAUGAAAUUCAGAUCCAAAAUCAACCACGACAACGAUUAGAUUCUACAGCAAGUAAUAAAACAGAAGAACCAAAAGUACAAAAACGGACAACACGAAUGACAAUGGAAGACGUUUUAAAACAUUUUACUAAAAUUAACAACGGUUUAAAAUGUAAUUUAUGUGUAAAUUCACGAAAAACAUUUGCAUUAAAUGCAACCUCUGAUAGUAAUUUAAGACGACAUUUAGGUGGUGUUCACGGUCUAAAAGAAUAUUUAUAUCCAUCACAGCUUCAGAAUUAUCAACCGAAAAAUAAACUGAUCUCAACCAAACUCAAACAACAACUUGAUAAAGCUGCUGUACAGGCAAUAUAUGUUGAUGGUCGUUCUUUAAAUGAUUUUGAGAAACCUGGUAUGGCAAAGUUCCUAAAAAUUGCUGUUCCAGGAUACAAAGGACCCACCAGGAAAACUGUGCGUCGUCAUCUUGAAUCAUUAUAUAAGAUUUAUCGAGCAAAACUCAAGAAGCAAUUACCAGAAAUAUCUGAUAUUGGUAUUACUUGUGAUGUAUGGAAAUCAUCAACAAGAGCUUAUUAUAUAUGUAUAACAGCACAUUAUACCGAUGAACAAUACAAAUCAAAGUCUUUCGUGUUAGCCUUCCGUCGCUUCCUUGGCAGUCAUACCAAGGGACGACUUCAACUAUUUAUUUUAAAUGAAAUCAAAAAGCUCAAUAUUGAAAAAAAAGUUAGAGGAAUAACCACGGAUAAUGGGCCCGACAUUCGGGCUGCAACAUCAAGUAUUGGCUUAGGAUUUAGAUUAUCAUGUGUGGUUCAUUUGUUAAAUUCAACUGUUAAAAAUGGUUUAUGGUUACAUAAGAUACCAAAAAAGAAAAAGAAAAGUGCAUCAUCAAGUGUUAAUGAUCAAGCACAAGAAGAAGAUGAUGUUGUUUCAAUUGCUGAUAGUGAAGAUAUUCCAGACGAAUUUUUAAAUGGGAAAGAAGAGGAAGAGAUGGCAGAACAAGAAGAAAAACAAGUUGUAGGUGAAGGAACAGAAGGUGAAGGAACAGGAGGUGAAGGAACAGAAGGUGAAGGAACAGAAGGUGAAGGAGCAGAAGGCGAAGAAGAAGGUGAAGAAGAAGGUGAAGAAGAAGAAGGUGAAGAAGAAGAAGGUGAAGAAGAAGAAACAGAAGAACUUUUAACAUCAUUAUCAAGUAGUAGUAGUGAUGACGAAAUAGAAGAUUCAUCAUCAACAAGUAAUAGUAUGGAUCAAGCUGAACAAAUUUUGAUAAACACAGCUGAUUUAUUAUAUGAAGAAUUUAUUAAAAAAUGUGAAGAUAAUGAUACAAUUCUUUUAUCAACAAUUCAUUCAUUAUUGAAACGUGUACGAAAAGUGAUAAACUUCAUUCAUCAAUCAAGUGUUCUAGAUCGAUAUGUCAAGAAACAUAUAGAAUUGAAAGUACAAGAAUAUAAUAAUUCUUUACCACCAGAUCAAAAAGAUAAACAAGUUAAAUAUAAAGACGUCGUUAUUGAUUUUGAGAUACGUUGGAAUACAACAUAUUUUAUGCUAAAACGUUUUAUAUUUUUCAGUUCAAUCAUUACAAGUAUUACUCAAAAUCCAUCAAAUGAUAUUGGUAUUAAACCAACUCAAUAUGAACGUUUAAAACGAUUAGCAUUUUCAAGAAUUGAUUGGUCAAUAUUAAUGGGAAUGAAAAACGUUCUUAAAGCUUUCCGUGAUGCAACAGUACUUUUAUCAGGUCGAAAGUAUGCAACUCUUGGAAUUUCUUAUUUUGUUAUUGCUGGUCUAAAACAAUAUUUAACAACAAUCGAUGAUAAUGAACCAUUUGAGAAUUUACUUAAAAAACAAUUAUUGUCAAAAUUUGAUUAUUAUUUUGGUUGUAAAUUUAUUUCGAUCCAACAAACUCAAGCAAGCUUGAUUUGUGCCUUUUUAGAUCCAGCGUUGUAUAUCUAUUUGUCCAAAGAUCCAGCUGAACUUGAAAAAGCUGAAAAAUUAGUCUUACAGCGUGCUGAAUUUCAUCGAAAUUUACGACAAUCUCGUUUACAUUCUACACAAGUUACAUUAACAACAGCAUCAAAUUCAGCAGUUUCGAAAAAACAGGAACAACAUUCCCAACAGCAUAUGCCGUUAUUAUCAUUAAAUAAUUUUUUAAAAACAUGUGGUGUACAAGAUACAUUCGAAUCAACACCAUCAUUCAAAAUUAAUGAUGAUAUUUCCGUAAAGGAACAAAUUUCCAUUUAUGUGGCAAAUGUUAAAAAUGUACCACGUUUUGAAACAUUCUGGAUCAAAUAUGGAACACAAUUACCUGAUUUAAAUUCAGUUAUAAAGUAUUACUCAUGUAUGCAAAGCAGUUCUGUUCCUUGCGAAUCAUCUUUUUCAGUAUCUGGUUAUAUAAAUAGGAAACAACGGUGUUCUUUAUCUUCAUCGGUCAUUCGAUACUCAAUGUGUCUCAAGAAUCAGUAUGAAAAUAGUCAUAACUAUGCAGUUUGAUGAAGGUGAUCAAAUAAACAUGAUUUUUUUUCAUUUACUCUGAUCUUCUUUUGUUAUAUAAUGUGUGUUUUUCUUCUAAACUACUGUGAAAUUAGGAAGAUGAUGAUAGAAUGAAAAUAAAAAUAUACUUUGAAAAUAAACUUUAGUUAUGUCGUUCUAAAAAUUUCGGACACUUUAUAUGAGGGAUGUAGAAAGAGGGGAUUAAGUUUCAAAGUACUAUACCUGUAUUAACUAAUAAAAGUAUAUUUUUUGUGUAAUUUCUUGUAGUUUGAUUUAUUAAUUAAAAUUCUGCUUUUUCCUAACGCAAAAAUCAUCAGUAUUCUUCUAAGAACAUAAGACAUGAUGUCUUUUGAAAUUUUUCAAUAAAAUACUUUUCAAAAAGAAAGAAGAAGUUUUAUCAUCCGCAAGAAGCAAUACUUCUGAAAUAACUGAUAGUUUUCAAUUCCUUUUUGCUUUCUUUAACUCUUAUUUUACUU
This is a messenger RNA of Rotaria sp. Silwood1, 3254 nucleotides long. The record is from the annotation of a GenBank genome assembly. NCBI's taxonomy places the organism in Eukaryota, Metazoa, Rotifera, Eurotatoria, Philodinida, Philodinidae.